AUUUUCCAAAACUAAGAGAAUGACAAGCGAAGGGGUUUCAAAGCAUAAUGCAGAAGAUGUGGAAGACGAGGAAUUAACGUUUGACUACUACGACGACGAUGACUUCGACACAUUCGCAGACGGGGAUGGUGAUUGUGGCUGUGAAGAUGUGCUUGGGUUCAGUGACCCUUUCAGCGAGGUGAAGCCACGCAUAUUACUUAUGGGUCUGCGACGCAGCGGCAAGUCUUCCAUCCAAAAAGUGGUGUUCCACAAGAUGUCUCCAAACGAAACGCUCUUCCUGGAGAGCACUAACAAGAUAUGCCGUGAGGAUGUCUCCAACAGCUCCUUUGUCAGUUUCCAGAUCUGGGAUUUCCCUGGCCAAAUAGAUUUCUUUGACCCAACAUUUGAUUAUGAGAUGAUCUUUCGCGGCACGGGGGCACUCAUCUUUGUCAUCGACUCGCAGGAUGAUUAUGUAGAAGCACUGAGUCGACUCCACCUUACUGUGACCAGGGCCUACAAAGUCAACCCAGACAUCAACUUUGAAGUGUUCAUCCACAAGGUGGAUGGGCUGUCAGAUGAUCACAAGAUUGAAAAACAGAGAGAUAUACACAAACGUGCCAAUGAUGACCUUGUGGAUGCAGGCCUGGAGAGGAUACAUUUAAGUUUCUACCUGACCAGCAUUUAUGAUCACUCAAUAUUUGAGGCUUUCAGUAAAGUUGUGCAGAAACUCAUUCCUCAACUUCCAACCCUGGAGAAUCUGCUCAACAUUUUCAUUUCUAAUUCAGGGAUUGAAAAGGCUUUCCUCUUCGACGUGGUCAGUAAGAUCUACAUUGCCACUGACAGCAGUCCUGUGGACAUGCAGACCUACGAGUUGUGCUGCGAUAUGAUUGAUGUGGUCAUUGACAUCUCCUGCAUCUAUGGACUGACGGAAGAUGAGGCUGGAUCCCCAUAUGAUAAAGAGUCCAUGGCUAUCAUCCACCUGAACAACACCACGGUCAUGUACCUGAAAGAAGUCACCAAGUUCCUGGCCUUGGUCUGUUUUCUAAGAGAAGAGAGUUUUGAGAGAAAAGGACUUAUUGACUACAACUUUCACUGUUUCAAAAAGGCCAUCGAAGAAGUCUUUGACGUGCGAUUGAAAGUGCAGAAAAGUCGAAAGCUUCUCAGCCAAAGGAGAUGGAGCAAACAAACCACGGCGAAUGGAACUCAUCCAUAG
Molecule: messenger RNA, 1192 nt
Organism: Chanos chanos (milkfish)
Lineage: Eukaryota; Metazoa; Chordata; Actinopteri; Gonorynchiformes; Chanidae
Gene: rragd
Product: ras-related GTP binding D
Exons: 7
Coding region: 20-1192 (390 amino acids)
Biological process (GO): positive regulation of TORC1 signaling; cellular response to starvation; negative regulation of autophagy
Cellular component (GO): lysosome; nucleus; Gtr1-Gtr2 GTPase complex
Molecular function (GO): GTP binding; GTPase activity
Source: RefSeq, a predicted model, not a curated record